CUCAAGGCCUCCAACGGUGGAGGCGGAAUAAACUCCGGCCACUUUUUGUAGCCGCCCGGAAUUUGAUACUCCCCCGGUCCUCCACUAUAUAGGCGCGCCUCCUUCCACCUCCCCCCUUCGCCACUUUCCUGCCUUCCUCCAUUGCUCGCCGUCCCUAAGCCAGCUCAGGUAGCAGCAACUAGAGCCGACAUGAUGGCGGAGGCGUGGGCGGACGUGCUGCCGCCGCCGGCGCCCUACUUCGCCGGGCAGCCGUGCUGGGCCGUGCAGCCGGAGCGUCGCGGAGGGGGCGCGUGGACGCUGGAGGAGAACAAGGUGUUCGAGGAGGCGCUCGCGGCGAUCGACCUGGACGCGCCGGACCGGUGGGAGAUGGUCGCGCUGAUGCUGCCCCGGAAGACGGUCGCCGACGUGGUGAACCACUACCGGGCCCUCGAGAACGACGUCGGGUUCAUCGAGGCCGGGCUGGUCCCGUUCCCUCACUACGACAGCUCGUCCCCUUCGUCCGGGUUCACCCUGGACUGGGACGGCGGCGCCGCCGGCGCCGGCGGGUUCCGGCGCGGCUACUGCCUCAAGCGCGGGCGCGCCGACCAGGAGCGGAAGAAGGGCGUCCCAUGGACGGAGGAGGAGCACCGGCUGUUCUUGAAGGGGCUGAAGAAGUACGGGCGAGGGGACUGGAGGAACAUCUCCCGCAACUACGUGACGAGCCGCACGCCGACGCAGGUGGCCAGCCACGCGCAGAAGUACUUCAUCCGGCUCACCUCCGGCGGCAAGGACAACAAGCGCCGCUCCAGCAUCCACGACAUCACCACCGUCAACGUGCCCGACGACGACGACCGCGGCAGCCCCUCGGGGUCCCCGCCGUCCGCGCUCACCACCGUCGACGCGAAGCCCUCGCCGCCGUACGGCGGGCAACGGCACGCCUUCGUGCCGUCGACGCUGCAGCCGGGGUCGCUCGGCGGCGGCCACCCCUACGGCAGCGUGAAGCUCGAGCACCAGAGCUCGUUCAUGGACGGCAUGGUCGUGGACCUCGACGAGUCGCUCCUCCUGCAGAUGCAAUGCGGCCAGCUGUGACGGAGCUUUCUCGCCGCGGCGAAGCCCGCACGGAGGACAAAACAGCGGCGGGCACCUAUCACCAUCAUCGCAUCCACGGGCGUGCUUGCCUCGAGAGCAGUUUGGUUGCAGAGUCGCUGUGCUCGUGUCUCUCUCGACCGACACCCAGAUGAUGGAACGCAAGCCAAAACAUCUGAGAGCGACGCGGCGGUGCUGAGCGUACGUGCAGGUCUGCGUCCAUGGAGGAACCUCAAGAGCCCAUCGACGUGCCGUCCCGUGUACAUAAUUCCGCCACACCCAAGAACCUCCACUGUACCGAAAAAUAUAUCCUGAAAUAAGGCUUCGAUGAAGCUUGUGCUCCGGUCAGGAGCUAGCCAGCGCCGGCCUGAAAAUUGGUUCGAACUUCGAAGUUCGAGCGUUUUCUCUGUCUAUUGUACUAGUCCAAAUGAGAUCCGUCGCCAUUGUUGCUCCCUC
Triticum urartu is the source of this 1521-nucleotide messenger RNA. Its product is annotated as transcription factor DIVARICATA. NCBI's taxonomy places the organism in Eukaryota, Viridiplantae, Streptophyta, Magnoliopsida, Poales, Poaceae. The record is from RefSeq and is a predicted model, not a curated record. Gene Ontology annotation, molecular function: DNA binding.